Molecule: messenger RNA, 315 nt
Organism: Pelagomonas calceolata
Lineage: Eukaryota; Pelagophyceae; Pelagomonadales; Pelagomonadaceae
Source: the annotation of a GenBank genome assembly
AUGCUCAGGACUCUCGCGCUCCUCAUAAUCGUCGCGCAAACGACGGCGCGCGUGAACAAUGCACCCGUCUGCGCCAUAGGCCUGAAAAAAGGCGCCAGGGUGAGACUCCCGGGCGGCGCGCGUCGCGCGUCGCCAGCGCUCCAAAUUCGCGUACGAAAGCAGUUGCCCAUACCCAUAAUAAACGGAGCCCACGUGGCCCAACUCAAGAAUUGCCGCGAAGACGUCGGCGCGUUCCGCCAGACGUGCUGCGCGUUACCGGAGGCGCUCCCCUUCGUCCACGCUUUCAAUGAAACGCGCGAGCCCUUCAACACUACA